ACUGCUGAAAACGAAAGUGUAGGGCUCUACGAUCAGGUUUCAUUAUUUUCCAGUUGUCUGGCUGCGUCUGGAGUGGCAGGAAAUGGACCCAUCCAAGGAGGUAGCUGCCUCUGAGAAGGAAAGGACACCAGCAGGGGAGGAGAGUGAAGAGCUGUCCAGCAAACUCCCCAGCACCUCUUCUGGAAUGUUGACCCUGUCUGUGGAGGACCAUGAUCUGGAGACUAAAAUCUCUAUGCUGGAGAAGAAGCCGGGGUUUAUGAAGAGAUCCUUCAUGUUGAAUGUUCCAGCUCUGCUGCUGACCGGUCUGGAGGAGCUCACUGAAGAACAGCUGAAGACAUUUCAGUCUAAUCUGACUACGGUCCAGCCGCUUGGCUUUCCUCCCAUCCCAGAGAGCCAGCUGAAGAACACUGACAGACAGAACACAGUGGAUCAGAUGGUGAAGAGAUACGGUCCUGAGGGAGCUGUGGAGAUCACAUUGAGGAUCCUGAGGUGGAUGGAUCUGGAUGAUCAGACAGAGAAGUUAGAGAGAGAUCACACUAGAGGUGACCCCAUGAUGAUUAAACAACAAUCCAACAUUCAUUACAUCCCAUCAUACAGUCACCAAUACAGUACUGCCUCACCCUCUCACUUGUCCUUAUUCCAACUCAGGCCCAAAUCCUUCUGUUACCCUUCAUGGCCUCCUUUCACUGCAGCUCCUCCUCCUUCCUUCCCUGGUUCGUCUGAGGAGUUGGGGUCGUUAUCUUCAGCUGGUAGUUCAGGACAGCUCAGCUCACAGAGAUCCUCCAUGUUGGAUGUUCCAGCUCUGCUGCUGACCACCCUGAAGGAGCUCACUGAAGAACAGCUGAAGAUAUUUCAGUCUAACCUGACUACGGUCCAGCUGCCUGACUGUCCUCCCAUCCCAGAGAGCCAUCUGGAGGACACUGACGGACAGGUCACAGUGGAUCAGAUGAUGAAGAGAUACGACCCUGAGAGAGCUGUGAAGAUCACACUUGUGAACCUGAAGCGGAUGAAUCGAGUAGACCUAGCAGAGAAGUUAGAGCAAUAUCACACCAGAGAUUCCAGCCCUGUCUUCUUCCAAGCCCUCUGUCCACCCAGUGUUGUCAUGGAGAAGCCUUCCAGGCUCCUUCCCUCCUCAGUACAGCACAGCUUACAGAGACCCCAGAUAUGGACUUUUCCAGCUCUGCUGCUGACCACUCUGGAGGAACUCACUGAAGAACAGCUGAAAACUUUUCAGUCUCACCUGACUAGUGUCCAGCCGCUUGGCUUUCCUCCCAUCCCAGAGAGCCAUCUGGAGAACACUGACAGACAGAACACAGUGGAUCAGAUGGUGAAGAGAUACGACCCUGAGGGAGCUGUGGGGAUCACACUGAGGAUCCUGAGGGGGAUGAAUCGAGUAGACCUAGCAGAGAAGUUACAGAGAGAUCACACUAGAGCUGUAUCUACAACAGAAACAAAAUGGUGGAGCAACUCAUCAGACACUGGCAAUGAUGAAGAGAGAGAUAAGAAACAUGUCCACCUGGCUGGACGUUCGAGAGCCUUGGACAGAGAGGCAGCAGGCAGCAAAGAAACUGGAAUCACAAAGGACAAAUAUGAACUGGUCACGAAACCUGCAGAGAAGAAAAGAGAAGCUCUGCUGCUGGCCACUCUGGAGGAGCUGAGCACAGACGAGCUGAAGAUAUUUCAGCAGGAACUGACUCCAAGCAAACAGCUUCCACCUUACCUGACUGGCUUUCCUCCCAUCCCCAAACCUCAGCUGGAGAACAAUGACAGACAGGUCACAGUGGAUCAGAUGCUGAAGAGGUACGGCCCGGAGGGAGUUGUGGAGAUCACACUGAGGAUCCUGAGGAGGAUGAACCGGGAAGACCUGGCAGAGAAGUUCCAGAGAUUUCACAGUAGAGGAAAGAAAAGGAGAACAAGUGAGGAACCAUCCUGGCCUGGUCUAGUUUCCAGGGGCGAAAUGAUUGAGGAGCAUUGUGUCCCAUUCCUUGGCAGAACCCCGUUCUUCAUUCAACAUAAGAAAACCCCAAAGGUAGAGAUGGACAAUUCAACCAUCCCAGGGAGCCAACUGGAGAUGGACUGUCCUCCCAUCCUAGAGAGAGAACUGAAGAUGGCUAACAGUCUCAACACAGAGGUAUCUGUAAACACACAGGAGAACACCCAGAGGAUUGAUGAUGAGGAGUUGGGAAGAGAAAGGGAUUCUCCUCUCUUCCUGGAUCACCAUCACAUGAGUUCUCCAGAUGAAUUUACACCUGAAAUCCAUGAUCAGGACAACAGGGGAGAAUACCGGUUCCAGUGCCCAAGUGCAGGUCUGUUCCAGUGCAGUAUAACAGGCCUGGUGUUUAGGAUGGAAGGAGAAGGAGAGGUGCUCUAUAGGACAGUCCACUGGGACAUGAGGCUUCUAUCCCAGAGUGGCAAGAGACCUGCAGGUCCCCUGUUCAUGUUUACAUGCCUUAAGGGGUCUGUCAAUCAACUACACCUCCCACACUGUGAGAUCUGCAAUAGUGGUGGAUGUGACUUCCUGUCUGUAGCCCAUGUGACUGAUGAUGACAUCAUUGAGUUUCUCCCUCCUCUUGAGACAACAGAAACACAUGUCAUAAUAAACAUCAGUGGAUUCUCUGCUUAUGGUGAAGUCAAGGAUGAAGACUCUCCCACCGUUCCUAUAAGAGCACUUGUCUUGUUGUUCUACAAGCCCCCAGUUGUUCCUAAAAAGAGGUCCAUCCUGAAUGUGUUGUUGCUUCCCAGAAAUGUUGUGAUCAGGGAGGUGCAGGAGGAGUGGAAAAGAAGGAAUGGAGACCAAUACAUCUACGUUGAAACAAAUCCUCGCUGCCAACUCACUCCCAAUAAAGAAUACGAGCUCUCCACAGAUCAUACAGAUGGAUAUCUAAUUCAACCAAAGGAUGCAGAAUUUAUGGAUUUUGAAUCUUAUGAAAACUACUUCCCAACAUUUCAGUUGUUCAUACAAACUGUUGUUGAGCAAGUUAAUCUUCUUCUGAAAGACAAUGGUGGUGAAGAAUCUGUCUGGGAAAGACUUGUCUGGCUUCCAGGUAACACAAAGUGA
This is a messenger RNA of Oncorhynchus masou masou (cherry salmon), 3058 nucleotides long. RefSeq lists its product as uncharacterized. Lineage: Eukaryota; Metazoa; Chordata; Actinopteri; Salmoniformes; Salmonidae. Gene Ontology annotation, biological process: regulation of inflammatory response; response to bacterium; acute inflammatory response. The transcript is spliced from 19 exons. Bases 83 to 3058 code for a protein of 991 amino acids. Gene Ontology annotation, cellular component: canonical inflammasome complex; cytoplasm. Gene Ontology annotation, molecular function: peptide binding; vasopressin receptor activity. The record is from RefSeq and is a predicted model, not a curated record.